Messenger RNA from Boleophthalmus pectinirostris (great blue-spotted mudskipper), 1773 nucleotides. Its product is annotated as UDP-glucuronosyltransferase-like. The coding region runs from base 55 to 1617 and encodes 520 amino acids. The record is from RefSeq and is a predicted model, not a curated record. Lineage: Eukaryota; Metazoa; Chordata; Actinopteri; Gobiiformes; Gobiidae. Gene Ontology annotation, molecular function: UDP-glycosyltransferase activity. The transcript has 5 exons.
GCCACACAGCACAGAGCAGAGUACACAGAGGGAGAGAGAGGGAGAGCUGAGGCAAUGAGGUUGUUUUCUGCCCUGGGACUGCUGCUCUGCCUCAGCAUGGGGCUCACUGAGGGGGGCAAACUCCUGGUCGCCCCUGUGGAUGGAAGUCACUGGCUGAGCAUGAAGAUUUUGGUGAAAGAACUUGUUGCCAGAGGACAUGAAGUAGUAGUUCUAGUCCCAGAAACCAGCUUAUUGAUCAAGGGCUCGCAGAGUUUCAGCACGAUCAUGUACAAAGUGCCUUACACCGGAGAAGAACUGGACAACAAAUUUAACGAAUUAAGGAAAGGGCUCUUCAGUCCUCCACAGUUUACAGAUUUAAUGGAUAAUGUAAACCGCUUGGUGAGUUUUACAACAUUACAAGCAAAAGGAUGUGAGAGUUUAUUACAAAACCAAGCGCUCAUGGAUCAGCUAAGAGGAGAGCAAUUUGAAGCACUACUGACUGACCCCUUCCUCCCUUGUGGAUCAUUGCUGGCAAGAAUGUUUUCCAUCCCAGCUAUUUACUUUCUGCGUGGACUUCCCUGUCAGUUGGACAUGAGGGCUAACCAAUGCCCCUCUCCUCCAUCCUUUAUCCCAGUUUUCUACUCAGACAACACAGAUCAAAUGAAUUUCCCCCAAAGAGUCAAAAAUACAUUGUUUUACACUCUGGAAACAUACUUAUGCACUGUUAUGUAUGCUAGUUUUGAUGAUCUGGUCAGACGAUACAUUGACAAGGACAUGUCUUACCAACAACUACUAGGUGAAGGCGCAAUAUGGUUGCUCAGAUAUGACUUCACCUUUGAAUGGCCAAGACCAAUCAUGCCCAAUAUGGUGUUUAUUGGAGGAAUCAACUGUGCAAAGAAAGCCCCCCUGCCUGCGGAUUUGGAAGAGUUUGUGGAGGCAUCUGGAGAGGACGGCUUCAUUGUGUUUACCAUGGGAUCAAUGGUGUCCAAAAUGCCCUUGGAACUUGCAAAACUCUUCUUUGAUGCCUUCAGACAAUUCCCCCAGAGAGUUUUGUGGAGAUAUGAAGGAGAAAUCCCUCCAGAUGCCCCCAAGAACGUACGGGUGUCGAAAUGGCUACCGCAAAAUGACCUGCUGGCUCACCCUAAAGCCCGAGUGUUCAUGACGCACGGUGGCACCCACGGCAUGUACGAGGGCAUCUGUAAUGGAGUGCCCAUGCUCAUGUUCCCCCUGUUCGGAGACCAGCGGGACAAUGUACACCGCAUGGUGUCCAGGGGUGUGGCAGAAAAACUUCUCAUAUAUGACCUGACCACUGAUGCCAUCGUCACUGCACUGAGAAAAAUACUUAAUGACAAGAGUUACAAAGAGAACAUGAAAAAGUUAUCAGACCUGCACACGGACCGCCCUGUCGAGCCGUUGGACCUGGCCGUGUUUUGGACUGAGUUUGUGAUGAGGCAUAAAGGAGCCAGUCACCUCCGGGUGGCAGCACAUGACCUGAACUGGAUCCAGUACUUCUGCCUGGAUGUCAUAGCCUUUUUAACCCUCAUUGUGAUCACUGUUGUAUGGCUGACAGUUAAAUGCUGCUUAUUCUGCACCAGGAAGUGUUGUGGAAGAAGGACAGUGAAAAAGAAGCAAUCCUAGUCUUUUAAAGUUUCUUUACUUUUGUGCAAACAUGUGUAAAGAUUUUUCUCAGUCUCAAAUGCACUGGUGAACUUGUAUUAAAAGUGUUUUAUAUUGAUCAAUAACCAUUAAUUGCCUAUUCUAAAAUAGUAUGAAUGAAUAAAUUGUAUUACUAUA